This is a messenger RNA of Nothobranchius furzeri (turquoise killifish), 3852 nucleotides long. RefSeq names its product N-acetyltransferase 10 (gene nat10). NCBI's taxonomy places the organism in Eukaryota, Metazoa, Chordata, Actinopteri, Cyprinodontiformes, Nothobranchiidae. Gene Ontology annotation, molecular function: tRNA binding; ATP binding; 18S rRNA cytidine N-acetyltransferase activity. Gene Ontology annotation, cellular component: nucleolus; 90S preribosome. The record is from RefSeq and is a predicted model, not a curated record. Gene Ontology annotation, biological process: rRNA acetylation involved in maturation of SSU-rRNA.
AUAUCAACAUAUAGCUUUAGCUUUUAAACAGACUUGCUGGAUUUAUUUAAAAGAGAACUUCCCGACAGAAAGACAAUGGCGACCGUUCGUAAGAAGGUAGACAACCGGAUCCGGGUCCAGAUCGAGAAUGGAUUAGCUCAGCAGCACCGGACCAUGUUCGUGGUGGUGGGAGAUCGUGGGAGAGAUCAGGUGGUGAUCCUCCAUCACAUGCUGUCUAAAGCUGCAGUCAGAGCUCGACCCUCUGUGCUCUGGUGCUACAAGAAAGACCUCGGAUUUAGCAGCAAUCGGAAGAAGCGCAUGAGGCAGCUACAGAAGAAGAUUAAAACUGGCACUCUGAACCUGAAUCAGGAUGACCCGUUUGAACUCUUCAUUGCUGCAACCAACAUCCGCUACUGCUAUUACAAUGAGACACACAAAAUCCUGGGAAACACCUACGGCAUGUGUGUCCUACAGGACUUUGAAGCGCUCACCCCCAACCUUCUGGCAAGGACGAUUGAGACGGUUGAAGGAGGAGGGAUAGUUGUCAUUCUACUUCGAACCAUGAACUCACUCAAGCAGCUGUACACCAUGACCAUGGAUGUGCACUCCCGAUACCGAACCGAGGCUCAUCAGGACGUGGUCGGCAGGUUCAAUGAGAGGUUCAUUCUUUCUCUCGCAUCCUGUAAAAACUGUGUUGUCAUCGAUGACCAGCUCAACAUCCUGCCGAUCUCCAGCCACACGGCAAACAUCAAGCCAGUCCCUCCAAAGACCCAGGAGGAUGGUUUAUCUCCUCGAGAACAGGAGCUGAAAGACCUUAAGGAGUCUCUUCAGGACACUCAGCCUGUUGGUGUGCUGGUGGAUUCCUGCAGGACCAUGGACCAGGCAAAAGCAGUGCUUAAAUUUAUCGAAGCAAUCUCAGAGAAGACCCUGAGGAGCACCGUUGCUCUGACGGCCGCUCGAGGUCGAGGCAAAUCCGCUGCCAUGGGCCUGGCUGUGGCUGGAGCGGUGGCCUUUGGCUACUCCAACAUCUUUGUAACCUCUCCAAGCCCAGACAACCUUCACACCAUGUUUGAGUUCAUCUUCAAAGGCUUCGAUGCGCUGCAGUAUCAGGAGCAUCUUGAUUAUGAAAUCAUCCAAUCAUUAAAUCCUGAAUUUAACAAAGCCGUGGUGCGAGUGAACAUCUUCAAAGAGCAUCGACAGACCAUUCAGUACAUCCACCCAGGGGACGCGGUAAAGCUGGGCCAAGCUGAGCUACUGGUGAUCGACGAGGCUGCGGCCAUCCCUCUUCCUCUCGUUAAGAAUCUGCUGGGGCCUUAUCUGGUUUUCAUGGCCUCCACUAUCAACGGAUAUGAGGGCACCGGGCGCUCGCUUUCCCUCAAGCUGAUCCAGCAGCUGAGGCAGCAGAGUGCAGAGACUCAGCAGAGCACAUCUGCAGAGAACAGGACCACCAGCACAGCAAGGCUAGCAGCAGCUCGCACUCUGCAUGAAGCCUCUCUACACGAGUCGAUUCGUUAUGGUAGUGGAGAUGCGGUGGAGAAGUGGCUGAACGAGCUGCUCUGCCUCGACUGCCUCAACAUCCCCAGACUCAUUUCUGGCUGCCCACUUCCACAGACCUGUGACCUCUACUAUGUGAACAGAGACACGCUGUUUUGUUAUCACAAAGCUUCUGAGGCUUUUCUGCAGAGGUUGAUGGCGCUCUAUGUGGCAUCGCACUACAAGAAUUCCCCCAAUGACCUCCAGAUGCUGUCCGACGCUCCAGCUCAUCACCUUUUCUGCCUCUUGCCACCUGUACCUCCUACUCAGAACUCGCUGCCCGAGGUCCUCGCUGUGGUGCAGGUGUGUCUGGAGGGAGAAAUAUCGAGGCAAUCUGUCCUCAACAGUCUGUCCAGAGGGAAGAAGGCCUCAGGCGACCUCAUUCCCUGGACCGUGUCGGAGCAGUUUCAAGAUCCAGACUUUGGCAGCCUGUCUGGAGGCAGAGUGGUUCGAAUAGCAGUCAAUCCAGACUACCAAGGGAUGGGCUACGGCUCCAGAGCUCUCCAGCUGCUGCAGAUGUACUACGAGGGCAAGUUUCCCACUAUGGAUGAGAACUCCCAACCAAACCACACUGGAAUCGCUUCAGUCAGCAGUGAGGCCGUGAGUCUGCUGGAGGAGGUGAUCACACCUCGGAGAGAGCUCCCCCCUUUGCUGCUUAAGCUCAGUGAGAGGAGAGCGGAGAGACUGGAUUAUUUAGGAGUGUCCUAUGGUCUAACUGCACAGCUGCUGAAGUUCUGGAAGAAAGCAGGUUAUACCCCCGUCUACCUGAGACAAACGCCUAACGACCUGACAGGAGAGCAUUCUUGUGUGAUGCUGAAGGAGCUGAACACAGAUGAGACGUCGGAGCAGAGCCAGUGGCUGUCAGCCUUCUGGAAGGAUUUCCGUCGGCGCUUCCUGUCUCUGCUCUCCUACCAGUUUAGCGGCUUCAGCCCCAGCCUGGCUCUCAGCAUUCUGCAGAAUAAGAAGUCCAAGGAGGAGACUUCCAGUCUCAGCAGCUCUGAUUUGGCUGCCCAUUUCACCCCUUAUGAUCUCAGACGUCUGGAGUUGUAUUCGAGGAACAUGGUGGACUACCACCUGAUCAUGGACUUGGUCCCAGCUGUGGCACGCUUGUUUUUUCUCAAACAGCUUGGAGAUGUUUCUCUCUCUGCAGCGCAAUGUGCGUUGCUGCUGGGAAUUGGACUGCAGCACAAAACUGUGGAUCAGUUGGAAAAAGAACUCGAUCUCCCUAGCUCACAGCUCAUGGGCCUCUUUAAUCGUCUUAUUCGCAAAUUUGUGCAGACAUUCACCAGCAUCCAGGAGAAAGCCAUCGAAGCUGACAUGGUAACCACUAAAGACGUUUCCAUGGAGCCGACCGUCAGAAGUCUUAAUGAAGACCUGAGUGAAGCUGCCAAAGAGUUUGAGGAAAGGCACAAAAAGGAUCUGGAGAAAGUGAAGGAAAUGGAGCUGGAGGAGUACACGAUUCGUGGAAAGGACGAGGAGUGGGACCAGGUUCUGAAGACAGCCGGGAACUCGGCGGUCAUCAGCAUCAAAAGUGACAAGAAGAGGAAAUGGGAAGGGAAGAGUGACCUAACAAAAAACGGGGCCCCUCCGCUGAAAAAGAAGGAAAAACAAGGAAAAUUUAAGAGCAAGCACAAGCCUGGAAAAUUUGGAAAGAAGGCGUGAGCGCCGCAGGACCGGAUAGAAACGUACAGACUUACAGAUACAAACAUGGACUCGUAAAAAUUCAUAUUUUUUUUUCUUUUAGAGUAAAAAUAAACAACUCUGUUUGCCAAAUUAAUUAUAUGUCAACACUUUACAACAAGUGAUGAAUGUGUGAAACUAUAAAUCAGAUAAACCGAACACUCUUCAGCUCAACGUAUUAAAUAACACAUUUUUAUAUUUUCACAACUUAAGAUGAUCAUUUCUAUAAAUAAUUGUAAAACCGUUGUGUUUUUUUUUUCUUUUAACUAACUAAAAGCAAAAGUAUAUGAUUGUGUUUAGACUUGCUGGGUGGGUAAAUUAAACAUCUGAGGACGCAAUUCAUUCCACUUCUGUUUGAGCUGAUCUUUCACAGCUUCCUCUGCAAAGAUGCAGUCCACAGCCUGCUGGGAGAGCUUCCACACCGCCUCGUGACUCAGAUCAAACGUGGAGGCAGCUAGCUGAUAUUCUUGAGACAAGUCUGUACAAAAGACUCCUUUAUCAUCUGUCUGCAACAGGACAGAAAACAAGGUUCAUUUCUAUUAUUUGAUGUUUUUAUGCACUCAGUUAUAUCCAUGGUUUGGCUCGAUUCUCCUUUGUGUACUUCUUCCACUGAGAAUGUGAAGAGGUUACUGGAAGCUUAAAUAAAAGUGUCCUAUGUUG